AAAAGUUGUGCCGUGUGCAUAAUGGCGGGAGCGGGAGCGAGGUGCCGUGUGCAGUGGCGGGAGCCAAUCAGCGCUCAGUCUGGCCGGCCAACAGCCAAUCAGCGCUCAGUCUAGCCCCAACAUCCCCGUGGCAGACCUUCCCGACGCGUUAAACUGAUUCUGCAAAACAAGUAGGGUGGAGGAGGAGCGUGUGAGGAGGAGAGUUUAGAGGAGAGUCGUCAUUGCCUGAGGUGUCAUGUCAGGCUCAAAGUGCUACAAAUGCAACCGAAUGGGACACUUUGCUAGGGAGUGUCCCAUGGGUAGCGGUCCUGGUCCAAGGGGACGUGGUGGUCCCAGGGGAAUGAUCAUCUCGACAAGCACACGGCGAAACUACGACGUUGCUACAACAUUCAAACAAGAUUUCUACUCCCUAGAGAAGUGCUACAAGUGCAACCGUCCAGGGCACUUUGCUCGUGACUGCAAAGAGGAAGAGGAUCAUUGCUAUCGUUGUGAUGGAGUUGGACACAUUGCCAAGGACUGCGAGCAUUCCUCUGAUGAGCCGUCAUGUUACAACUGCUCCAAGAUGGGUCACAUAGCUCGUGACUGUCCUGAACCUGAAAGGACUUGCUAUGUGUGCAACAAGAGUGGGCACAUCUCCCGUCAGUGCACUGAAAACAAGAGCGAGAACCGCAAUGCCAAGUGUUAUGUCUGUGGCAAGAUUGGGCACAUCUCGCGUGAAUGCCCCGUUGGAGGAGAGCAAGAGAACGAGAAGCGCUGCUACGUGUGUGGUGCAGGCGGGCACAUUUCUCGUGAUUGUCCUCAAGGCGAGAGUGACACAACUUGCUACAGAUUUAAUGACAAGAACUCUCUUGAUUUUGAGUAUGAAAUGCGCUGGAAUCGCCUCUUUGAAAUGUAUAAGAAGAGGAAAAUGAUGCUGGAGUCUGACCUUCAAACAGAGGUUGAGCAGAUGGAGAGAAAGCUAGCUAUGGUCCGUCAGGAAUAUGAAGCAGAAAAGCUUAAAAGAGGAAUGAUGGGACGUGGCGGUUCAUCAUCGAAAGGAAGAGACAUGUUUGGAGCCUUCUUUAAUGGAAUGGGCAUGCAAGGUGGUCGGAGUGAGCGGCGCAAUCAGGCCGGAGACCGUGACCAGAGACUCAAGGAAUUGUGGUUUCAGAUGGAAGAAGAUCGGCUACAGUCUCCAAGGAGCAGCUUUCAACGAGGUAGAGGCGAUACACCAUUUCAGCAAGGAAUAAAAAGAAGUACAGGGGGAAGUGGAACAUUUCUUGAAAUGAAGCGACAGCGGUAUUGAGAUAAUUAAUUCCUGCAUUUUUUCACUCCAUACUCUUGGUGUCUGCCAUGUACAGAAUUUUUGGCAUGCUUUUGAUGAUGUUCAAAAUCUUGUCACAGUAAUUAUCUAAUACUGAAUACUGUAAAAUUAAUGUUAAUGCAGAAGACAUUUGUAGCCUUUCUGGAAAUUGUAAUGUGGUAUUUUGUAUUUUUUUUUGUUUUCCUAGAGAGACAAUAUAGAUAAGUUUCCUUUGAGUGGAUGACUUGUGUUAUUGUAACCUGUUAGCACCAGUCACAUGUUUGCCCGCUUUUGUAUACUAAGUUUACUUUUUCAGCAAUACUGUAUGUGAUUCAGUACAAAAAAAAUCUUAAAAGAAGA
Molecule: messenger RNA, 1642 nt
Organism: Procambarus clarkii (red swamp crayfish)
Lineage: Eukaryota; Metazoa; Arthropoda; Malacostraca; Decapoda; Cambaridae
Product: CCHC-type zinc finger nucleic acid binding protein
Biological process (GO): positive regulation of cytoplasmic translation
Cellular component (GO): cytoplasm
Molecular function (GO): mRNA binding; single-stranded RNA binding; zinc ion binding
Source: RefSeq, a predicted model, not a curated record